Topomyia yanbarensis is the source of this 822-nucleotide messenger RNA. It is a transcript of the gene mRpL48, whose product is annotated as large ribosomal subunit protein mL48. NCBI's taxonomy places the organism in Eukaryota, Metazoa, Arthropoda, Insecta, Diptera, Culicidae. Gene Ontology annotation, cellular component: mitochondrial ribosome. The coding region runs from base 257 to 778 and encodes 173 amino acids. The transcript has 3 exons. The record is from RefSeq and is a predicted model, not a curated record.
UUAAUUUGCUUGACUUUUUGAAUUAUUUUUAUUAGUAUAUGAAUCAGUUCAGUUACAGAGCAAUAAAAUAUGAAAGGUACCAUUCACUAUAUUUGACCGCUUUAUGACUACUCGCUCUCAUAGUUCGUUACAUAACCUUCAACAAGGUUCUGUCAGUUUGCUUCUGUAGAAAAAAAAAAUAGUGCAUUUCACGCAAAACUACGGAUUUCCAAAAUACGAAAACCAUCUAGUUCAACUAAUAACUACUGUGUAGAAAAUGGCAUUUCGACAAAUCAUCCGUCGAUUAGCCACCGGGAAAUGUGUUCGCCCCUUCAGCAGCGGCAGUAUGUAUGAGCCGGAAUACCUUGAGUUGCUUCGACCAAAGUAUCCCGUGCAUAACACGCUCAACUUCAGCAUCAAGGGUUUCGACUACCCAAUCCUGGAGAGCUACCAAAGGUUCAUCUACAACGUGGCCGACUCGAUGGAUUUGGAUACUGUCGACUGCUGGGCGUAUCCGCCAAAAAAGCUCAACGUUCAAAAGUUUAAACCAGCUUCGGCCGUAAUCGAGAGCGAGUACAAACUAACGGUGUACGAGCGGAACGUUCAAAUUAUGAAUCUGCAGGCACCGUUUUUACCGACCUUUGUGCGAAUUUUGCAAGCUGCUUUGCCCGAAGGAGUCACACUCUCUGUUAGCGAACAUUCCGAGGAUGUGGAUGAGGCACGCUACGUUCCCGACAGGGAUCUUAUCGAGCUGAAGCAGAAACUGGACGAGAUGGGCGGCUCGAGGGAGAAGAAGUGAAGGGCAGGGUCUGUUGGUGAAAAUAAAGAAGAAUGUAUCACAUA